CACGUUAUCAGACUUGUUCCGUCGAGAUAAGGGCGUCCAGUCGAACCCGAGCCGUCGACGCGACCGCUAAACAUGAGACCGAUCAUUUAACACAAUGGAGUUGGAAACGAUCAUAAUAGUGAGCGUGUUCAGCUGCGCAUGGCUGGUUGUGUUCGUGAUGGCAGUGGUGCUGUGCGCGAGGGUCGCCUCCAUCAGGAGGAGAGUAGACGACAUGCAGGCCACCGGACGGAUGAGGGUUCAAAAACUGAAAAUGAAUUCAGAUAAGAACCACGCAUUCCACAACCCGGGCCUGGUUCCUGAUGAGGAGUUGUCCAGGCGAGGGUACUCCAUGUACGUGGGCAGCGAUGGCGACGUGGAAAGCGCCAGACCUUCGGAGCGGCAGACGGGUGGGCAGUUCGUAGAAGAGUUAACUAGAGAGAUAGACCAGAGGCAGCAGAGGCAGUCGACGGCCCCGCCUUUCCUGCUGCAAAGCAUCGAAGAAAAUAAGAAGAAGAGUAGGAACCUCUACAAUCCUACCGCAAAUGGACGCCAAAGCGAUACUAAUCCCAACUUUAUUUACUAAGAAAAUAAGGAUGAAAUCCCUUAAAUGGAAACUAAAGUUAUACUCCAUACAACAGUAUGGGUUGAUUCUCCAACUAUUUGGAACAUUAAGAAUUAACAAGUUUAUUUUUUUACCGUUGGUUUUUUAGCAUUUUUCUUGAAAUUUCAUCGCUUUUGAUACGGAUUCGUCAUUGUCUGCAGUGCAUUAUCCAUCACACAGUCUCCACACGAAAUUCGGGAACAUUGCAAAUGUCUCUUGGCCAAUUUUGAGAUUACGAGAGCAAAAUAUGUCUUUAAGAGAGCCUACAUCUUCUGUCUUUUUAUUUUUUCAUCUCAAAUAACAACAAACUAGCCUUUACUAAGUAAUGGUAAUUUUUAGGGAUUUUUUUCUGCAUGAUCUGUUAAAGAUUAAAAUAAAAGAUAUCAAACGCGUAAUUUCCAUUUUUAUUUGAACAACAUUUUUCAUCCGUAUAAAAUGCUCCUAAAAAGACAAAUAAAAUACUAGGCUUUCAUAGUUUCACACGAUUAUAGCCUUUAAAUUAUUACAUCUUGUAUUUAUUUUACAAUCUCCGAAUUUUUUUGUUUUGUGGGUAAUGUUACCAUGAAAAGAAAAAAAACGGAAAUUGUAAAGGAUCCAAAUAAAACCAAGAGUAUCACAGUUUUACAGUUUUUGAAUCAUGUUACAAACGACGCGAAAAUGUUAGAUUAUUCAUGAAAUUAUUAAAGCUUUUGAUUUUAUUCUACAUACUAUUUAACUGCUUGAUUAUUUGGCUCUUAUUGUACUACUCUUCAACUACUGGCAUUACGGCAAUUGUCUUACAAUCAAAAAGUGAUGAGGACGCUAUAAUUACUUUAAUGAAUCUAAGACAAUUCCGUUUCAUUUGCAAUAAGAAUCAAAUCAAUUAAUCAAGAUUCGAAUUGAUAAUCAUAUUUGUAGCCUGUUAAAAAUAUAUCUAUUAUUGUCUGUGGUUUCGCAUGUCAUAGAUUAAGAACUGUUAUAACUCUGUGAAACAUGAAACAAAUCAAAAAUUAUAUAAACAAGUGAAAUUGAUAAUUUUCAUGUUUUAACUAUAUUUUGUU
This is a messenger RNA of Bombyx mandarina (wild silkworm), 1620 nucleotides long. RefSeq lists its product as uncharacterized. The record is from RefSeq and is a predicted model, not a curated record. NCBI's taxonomy places the organism in Eukaryota, Metazoa, Arthropoda, Insecta, Lepidoptera, Bombycidae.